CUCGAGACUGCACGAAACUUCAAACCGCUUGAAUAGCUACCGGCCGACCGGCAAACUGCGAGGCAUUUGAGCGCUUGUUAAGCCCUACCAUGGCGACCGCUCUUGUCUUUAGGUUAAUACCGAGACGUACAUUAUUUUCGAAACGUAGAAGAUAUGAAAAUGGUUGUGGCUUAUUUUAUUGUAAGUAUAGUACUGCUGAUCCGCAGCCCAAUCACUAUGAGGUCCAAGUACCGCUGAGCAGUGGGGACCAGCUUAGAAUUUCCACUGGUGAAUAUGCAAAGAUGGCAGAUGGAUGUGCGGUAGCAUCUAUAGGUGAUACUGCGGUAAUGGUUACGACAGUCAGUAAGACACGUGCUUCAUCGAGCUCGUUCCUUCCUCUGGUUGUGGAUUACAGACAAAAAGCAGCUGCAGCAGGUCGUAUUCCAACGAAUUUCUUCCGAAGAGAAUUGGGCCCAAGCGAACGUGAAAUUCUGACUAGUCGGUUGAUCGACCGUUCACUGAGACCUUUAUUCCCCAAGAAAUAUUGCUAUGAUACACAAGUAAUGUGCAACAUGCUCGCUGUUGAUGGAGUCAAUGAUCCAGAUGUAAUUUCUAUAAACGCAGCCUCGGCUGCACUGUCCUUAUCAGAUAUUCCAUGGGAUGGACCUGUAGGUGCUGUUAGAGUUGGAUUAGUUGAUGAGAAAGUUGUAAUAAACCCAACAAGAAAGGCAAUGCAGAACAGUGCGUUGAACUUAAUUGUCACUGCAGCUAAAAACAAUCUUGUUGUUAUGCUGGAGGGUUAUGCAAAUAAUUUACUCCAGCCAGAUAUUUUCAAGUCGUUAAAAGCUGGUGUUAAAGAGUGCCAAAUUAUCAUUAAUAGCAUUAUCCAACUACAAAAGAAGUACGGCAAGCCCAAACGGCAAGUUGAACCCAUUCCACAGACUUGCAAUGAAGUCAUAGAGUCCAUAAGAUCACUUUCUGAAAUGAGGUUGACGGAGAUAUUUAGGAAUCAUAAUCACAACAAGCUAUCUCGUGAUACUGCAGUGACCAAUGUUAGGACAGAUUUAAUCGAAAAAAUGAAAGAGAGCCAUCCAGAAAUUGAUUCUGCUGUGGUUAAUGAGGAAUUUUCAGAAAUCUGCAAGGAUGUAUUUCGUUCCCUCAUAUUUGAAGAUAACAAAAGGUGUGAUGGGCGAACCAUGGAACAGUUACGCGAUAUAUCGUGCAAGGUUGAUCUUUAUAAGCCGCUUCAUGGGUCAGCAAUAUUCCAAAGAGGGCAAACACAAGUAUUCUGCACAGUAACUCUUGAUUCCCCAGAGAGCGCUUUGAAAAUGGAUAACGUAUCAAUGCUGACAAGCGGGAUAAAGGAAAAGAAUUUUUUUUUGCAUUACGACUUUCCACCGUUUGCAACUAAUGAGACAGGAAGAAGUGGACCUGCUGGGCGGCGAGAGAUUGGGCAUGGCGCUCUAGCUGAACGAGGGUUAGUCGCCAUACUUCCUAAGAACUAUCCCUACACGAUAAGACUAACCAGUGAAGUGUUGGAAUCCAAUGGUUCCUCUUCAAUGGCUUCAGUGUGCGGUGGAAGUUUAGCUUUGAUGGAUGCUGGAGUUCCGGUGCAGUCAGCGGCUGCUGGUGUAGCCAUAGGCUUAGUUACAAAGUUUGACGAAAAAAAUCAAAUUAGCGACUACAGAAUCCUCACGGAUUUAUUGGGAAUUGAAGACUAUAUGGGUGACAUGGACUUUAAAGUAGCUGGUACGAAAAAAGGGAUCACAGCCAUUCAAGCUGACAUAAAAAUAUCAGGGCUCCCACUUCCAAUCAUAGUGGAGAUAUUGCAGGAUGCCCACACCGCAAAAUCAAAGAUUAUCGAGAUAAUGAAUCGCGCGAUUAACCAACCUCGGCAAAUAAAAAAACCAAAUAUGCCCGUAUCAGAAACUUUGGAGGUACCUAUUCAUAAACGCGCAAAAUUUGUUGGAAUCGCCGGGUCCAAUCUCAAGAGGAUACUCGUGGAAACUGGAGUUCAGGUAAAUCAAGUGGAUGACACAUCUUUCUCAAUAUUUGCUCCUAACCAAACGGCAAUGGACGAAGCAAAGGAGAUAAUUGAUCAGAUUAUAACCGCGGAGCGCGAGCCAACUUUGGAAUUUGGGGGAAUUUAUACCGCUAAGAUCGUGGAAAUUCGAGACAUUGGUGUAAUGGUGACACUUUACCCAACAAUGCAACCAGCAUUGUUACACAACACUCAGUUGGACCAACGGAAAAUCGAUCAUCCGAGUGCGCUGAAUUUCGAAGUAGGUCAAGAAAUGCAGGUUAAAUAUUUUGGACGGGACCCAGUAUCAGGCGCCAUGAGGUUAUCAAGAAAAGUUUUGCAAAGUACUGGCAUUGCCUCUGUUAGAAAUCUUGGGGACACGUAGAAAUAAGUGUUACCUGAAUCGCAAGAUUCUUUUUGUGAUCGACGAGAAUAUCGAGUUAACUUAAUGUUAACAGUGUUAUGGUCACUGGGUACAAAUGCUACUCAAACUUUCGGGAUAAGAGAUAAGGAUGAAGAUUUCAAGUGGCUAGCAGAACUCCUAUCAUGAAUGUAUUAGAUCAAGAAAAACAAUAAAAAUCUGUUAUUCAUUACUAGUAACUAUUAGCUAAUCAGCUUUAUGGCCUGUAAAUGAAAAUCAGGAGUCAACUUCCGAAUAGCUCCCACCUCUGAUUUCAAAGAAAUUUCACAGGCAUGUAAUGUGUACAAAAUUAAGUUAAAUCCUUAAGUAAUAUCUUGCGGAAACAUCUAGUUCUUGAGAUACAAUAUUUUCAUUUUCAUGUUGCGAUUAUUUAAUUUAGCUAUUUAUACGUAUCAUAUGUCGAUGAAAUUUUAUUGAAAUCGGAGGUGGGGGCUAUUCGGAAGUCUUACCAAAAUAAAUUGUAAAUAACACUACCAUAUACUUUUCCAUAAGUUUAGAGACAGUCACUUUUUUUUUGAAUUUGUAUUAUACGAUAUUGCGUAUUUUUGUACAAAUACUCACCCUGUAAUUAAAUUUGCACAGAGCUGUAAGCGGAGUCAUUUCUUUGGUAUGAUUAGUUGAUUUCAAUAGAAAACCAAUUGCUGAUCUAGUCUUGUGAGCAGGGGACAUCACGCUGAUAAUAAAAUGACGUUUUCAUAAAUCUA
This is a messenger RNA of Athalia rosae (coleseed sawfly), 3124 nucleotides long. RefSeq names its product polyribonucleotide nucleotidyltransferase 1, mitochondrial (gene PNPase). Gene Ontology annotation, biological process: mitochondrial RNA 3'-end processing; mitochondrial mRNA catabolic process. Lineage: Eukaryota; Metazoa; Arthropoda; Insecta; Hymenoptera; Athaliidae. The transcript has 7 exons. Bases 90 to 2384 code for a protein of 764 amino acids. Gene Ontology annotation, cellular component: mitochondrion; cytosol. The record is from RefSeq and is a predicted model, not a curated record. Gene Ontology annotation, molecular function: 3'-5'-RNA exonuclease activity; RNA binding; polyribonucleotide nucleotidyltransferase activity.